AUGAAGCGCAGAGCGGACGACAACCAGGCCAAUGGCAAUGGCAGCAACAAGAGACCCGCCACUGAGCAGUCUGCCAUCGAAAAAUUCCGCAGCGGUCUUUUUGACCCGAAAAGUGUCAAAAGUUAUGCCAAUGAAUAUGUCGAAUCGGGACCAUAUAAGCAUGCUGUCAUUCACGAACUGAUGAACGACAGUCUACUCCGUGAUGUUCGCAAUGAGAUUGUCGAGAACAUUGAAUUUACACCAAAGGAGACCGACAUCUACAAGAUCCACCAAUCUGGCGACUUGGCGAAUCUGGAUGGUCUUCCUGCUUCGGCGCUGGAGAAACUGCCGUCGUUAUUGAAGCUGAGGGAUGCGCUAUACAGCUACGACUUUCGGCAAUGGGUCUCGAUGGUCUCUGGAGCUGGUGCAUUGUCCGGCAAGAAGACCGAUAUGGCUGUCAAUGUUUAUGUCCCUGGAUGCCAUCUCCUCUGCCAUGACGAUGUGAUCGGCAGUCGACGAGUCAGCUACAUUCUGUACCUUACGAAUCCCGAUAAGCCCUGGAAAGCAGAAUGGGGAGGUGCGCUUCGUCUCUACCCGACAGACGAGAUCAAGGACCAAGAAGGCAAAACCUUCAAGCUCCCACAAUCAAUGUGGACGAAGGUCAUCCCUCCCGCCUGGAACCAGCUCUCGUUCUUCGCGGUACAACCUGGCGAGAGCUUCCACGAUGUCGAAGAGGUGUACCAUCGUGGCGCUGGCGCUAGUGAAGACGACGGAGGUCGUGUACGUAUGGCAAUCAGCGGCUGGUUCCACAUUCCGCAAGAAGGCGAAGAAGCGUUCGAACCAGGACUUGAGGAACGACUUGCCGAGAAGAGCUCACUCCAGCAACUUCAAGGCAAAGCCGAUGAGUUUGACGAGCCACAACAUGAAUGGCAUGACCCUAGCCACGGCAACAAAACAUCAGAAGGCGAAGACGACGAGCUCACCGAAUCGGAACUCGAUCAUCUCAUCAAAUUCAUGACUCCCAACUACCUCACCCCUGAGACCGUCGAAGAACUUAAUGAACUCUUCUCCGAAGAAUCAGUCCUGCAACUGACCGACUUCCUCAGUCCGAAAUUCUCCACUGCCCUCCGCACAGCGUUAGAAUCCCAUUCCGAAGACGCCAUCGCCUUCAAAACUUCCCGUCCGCCUCACAAACACCGCUACCAAUACCUGCACGCCUCUACCACAUCUCCACCAGACCCGGACUCGCCUCUAAAACAACUCCUGAAUGAGCUCUUACCGAGCUUAGCAUUCCGCAAAUGGCUCUCCCUCGUGACAGGUCUCUCCCUGAAACGCUGCUCAAUCCUCGCACGCCGCUUCCGUCAAGGUCUCGAUUACCAACUCGCGCAAGGCUACGAAGGUGAGGAACCACAGCUAGAGUUCACACUCUGCAUCACACCAUCUUCUGGCUGGGCUCCCGAUGAAGAACCGCAAGCUGAAGGCGGCGCAUCAAACGACGCUAAGCCCACUGCCAGCGCGGAAGAAGAUAACGUCGGCGGCUACGAACUCUACAUGGCCGGCGAUGAUGAAGAAGACGACGAAGGGUCUGACGACGGCGUCACAAUCCCAGCCAACGUUCAGUCUCAUACUGGAGCAGGACAGAGAAGAUCAGCGAAGAAGAGGGAAGCGGACCCCGCGGUGUAUCAGGCCGCCGCAGAUGACGAGGAUGAUGGAAUCCUGUUCAGCAACCCUGCAGGAUGGAAUACGAUGAGUAUUGUGUUGAGAGACAAAGGCACACUCAAGUUUGUGAAGUACGUGAGUCAAAAAGCGCCGGGAGCGAGGAUGGAUGUGACGGGAAGCUACGAAGUAGAGCCGGAGGAUGAUGAUGAUGAAGAGGAUGAAGAGUAG
This is a messenger RNA of Fulvia fulva, 1866 nucleotides long. Its product is annotated as Prolyl 3,4-dihydroxylase ofd1. The record is from RefSeq and is a predicted model, not a curated record. Lineage: Eukaryota; Fungi; Ascomycota; Dothideomycetes; Mycosphaerellales; Mycosphaerellaceae. Gene Ontology annotation, cellular component: cytoplasm. Bases 1 to 1866 code for a protein of 621 amino acids. Gene Ontology annotation, biological process: peptidyl-proline hydroxylation; regulation of translational termination. Gene Ontology annotation, molecular function: peptidyl-proline dioxygenase activity; L-ascorbic acid binding; iron ion binding. The transcript has a single exon.